CUCCCUCCCACCUCCCUCCCGGCCUCCUCUCCAGCCAAACUGAAAGCCGGACCCCAGGCCGCUGCCGCCGCCCGCCGCCCGCCGCCCGGCCUCCCUGCAGGCGCUCCACCAUGGACAGUCCUGUUUUCACCUCGUAAAGAUGGCGGUGCGGGAUCGCUGCAACCUUUAGACUAAUGACUGUCCGAAACAUCGCCUCCAUCUGUAAUAUGACUCGUCUCUCGGCGAUGAAUUGCUUCCAGGGCACCAAUGCCUCUGCUCUGGAAAAAGACAUCGGCCCAGAGCAGUUUCCCAUCAAUGAGCACUACUUCGGAUUGGUCAAUUUCGGCAACACGUGCUACUGUAACUCUGUGCUCCAGGCCUUGUACUUCUGCCGGCCGUUCCGUGAGAAUGUGCUGGCAUACAAGGCCCAGCAAAAAAAGAAGGAAAACUUGCUGACGUGCCUGGCAGACCUUUUCCACAGCAUUGCCACGCAGAAGAAGAAGGUUGGCGUGAUCCCACCAAAGAAGUUCAUUUCGAGGCUGAGAAAAGAGAAUGAUCUCUUUGAUAACUACAUGCAGCAGGAUGCUCACGAAUUUUUAAAUUAUUUGCUAAACACUAUUGCGGACAUCCUGCAGGAAGAGAAGAAACAGGAGAAACAAAAUGGGAAAUUAAAAAAUGGCAACAUGAAUGAACCUGCAGAGAACAAUAAACCAGAACUCACUUGGGUCCAUGAGAUUUUUCAGGGAACGCUCACCAAUGAAACUCGAUGCUUGAACUGUGAAACUGUGAGUAGCAAAGAUGAAGAUUUUCUUGAUCUUUCUGUCGAUGUGGAGCAGAACACGUCCAUUACCCACUGCCUGAGAGACUUCAGCAACACAGAAACUCUGUGUAGUGAACAGAAAUAUUAUUGUGAAACGUGCUGCAGCAAACAGGAGGCCCAGAAAAGAAUGAGAGUGAAGAAGCUGCCCAUGAUCUUGGCCCUGCACCUGAAGCGGUUCAAGUACAUGGAGCAGCUGCACAGGUACACCAAGCUCUCCUACCGCGUGGUCUUCCCGCUGGAGCUGCGGCUCUUCAACACCUCCAGCGACGCCGUGAACCUGGACCGCAUGUACGACCUGGUGGCUGUGGUGGUGCACUGUGGCAGCGGUCCUAAUCGUGGGCAUUAUAUCACUAUUGUGAAAAGUCACGGCUUCUGGCUUUUGUUUGAUGACGACAUCGUAGAGAAAAUUGAUGCCCAAGCUAUUGAAGAAUUCUAUGGCCUGACGUCAGAUAUAUCAAAAAAUUCGGAAUCUGGAUAUAUUUUAUUCUAUCAGUCACGAGAAUAAUGUAAAGGACUGGGACUAACUCAAGAGGGGGAGUGUUCAAAGCACUGUUACCUGGGUUCUCUGGGGACUUGCUUCUCCCCGCAGCCCACCAAUGUAUUACUCCGAGUCUCAAUGAUCUGGCUGUGUUAGACUCUCUCUCUCUGUUUUUUUUUUUUUACAUGCAGCACUAUUCGUGGUCUUAUUUUAGUCUGAGGUAGAAGUUAACUGCAAUCAGAUUGUAGUAAGAUUUAUAUGAAUAACAGUUGCUAAUUUUAGGGUUGGGUAAACAUUAUGCCACUGGCUGUUUCUGACUGGAUUAGAAUGACAUGUCCCAGAAUGUCUUCAGUCUGUUUGAGGGUCUUUGCUGAGCUUCCUAAGUGGUUCCAGGGUCUCCUUUCAAUGCAUUCCUUUAACGGGUCCCUGGAAACGUUGCUACCCAUGUUUAGCUUCUCUGCCUCAAAGGACAGAAUUGGGUAGAUGUUCACCUUUAGGGCUGCAGCUAUAGCUUUAAGUGUGUGCAGGUGAAAUUGUUUAAAAGUGAGUGACCUCAGAUGCUGACACCAUCCUCCAGGUGGGAAAGGGUCAAGAGCUGUUCGAGGUGCCAUGCCUGGACUGUGCUCACCUCAAGCUGGAAUUCCCCAGGCAAAGAAGGUGGGGAGGUCAGAGCAGGCAAAGCCAGGAGGAGGAAGCUUUCAUGGGGAGAGAAAAGUUGCUUUUCUUAUCUUUCUCCCAAACCGCAUUUCAGGAAAAUAACUCUCUGCUGUGUGUUUUCAGUGCCACUUUCUUCCGUAAGGUCCCGUGUGCUCUCGCUCUCUCUCUCUCUCUCCUCUGGCACUGCUAAGCUUCCAGGGCGCCCUUCCAGCCCCGGCGCUGGCCUUUCGCAGUCCUUGGUCACAGGGCUGGGACCUGGGUGGCUGCCUCCAGCACAGCUCUCCGGAGCAGCCAGACCCACGGCAUUCUGUGCCCGGGAGAACGAGGGCGCUGCCCCGUUAGGACCGUCCGCACGCUGGGCCGCUGCCCUCUCUGAGGCAGCUCGGCCUGCGUGCUGAGGCAGCGGCAGCCCAGAACAACGCGGAACCUUCCCUGGAGGGAAGACUGGAGUUAGUGGCGUGGAGGUGGGUCGAGGAAAGUGUCGGGGGGUGGGUGGAGGGAGGAGCCGAACGGCAGCGUUUCUUUGACUCAGGCUCCUAGAAUGCUUGACAGACAGAGUUUUUGGGAAGAACCUCAUCUCACCCUAGUUAUUUUUUUUUCUUCCACUUUUGUUAUAUAUGUAUUUAUUAGAUCAUUUGAGUAUUGGUACCUUUUAUUAAAAGGGUUGAUGUGGUGUUUUGCCGUUGAGCUGGUUUUUGGUUUCCUACAAAUGCUAUGAGUCACAGACCUUCCUUUGGGAAGUUGGUUGACCUCCAUACACUAUAAUAUACUGUGAACACAUGAUCUUGUUACCUAAUAAAUCAGCAAACGAACAUGCAAGCGUUUGGCAUAAUGUGAGCUAAAAUUGAAAUUGAAGAUGUUAGUGGCCAUUUUGCAACAAGUAAGAGCAUAGCACUUUAUCUAGAUGAAAACUGGAUUUCUUAUCUUUGAAAUAUCGUGAACUGUUUAUUGCUCAGAACUUAAAUAAGCAUGCCGACACUUCAUUUGUUCAUGCUUGAAGUGAAAUGUUUUACUUUUCACUGGAGAAGACAAAACAGGGUGAUCUUCACGUUAUUGUUUUAUACGAGUGACAGAAGUAUACCUUGCCUUGUUUAAAGGCAAAUUCAUAUUUAUAAGUAUUUUGUCUGUUUUUUCCUCCAUGAAACAUAUGCAGUGAUCACUUACUGGGAAGGUGAGUUUUUAUUCUGUUAUUAAGGAGAGACACUUUCCAAUUGAAGGUGAUUGCUGUAGGGAACUGUUUGUACUAUAUAUAACCCAUAUAUUUGAUUGCAGGUUGCAAAGUUUAAGAAAAUGAUGGUUGAUAUCUAAUAUAUUUGGAACUGAUUCAUAAGGAAAACUAUUAAAAUUGUCUUUGAAAUGA
Molecule: messenger RNA, 3294 nt
Organism: Pipistrellus kuhlii (Kuhl's pipistrelle)
Lineage: Eukaryota; Metazoa; Chordata; Mammalia; Chiroptera; Vespertilionidae
Gene: USP46
Product: ubiquitin specific peptidase 46
Exons: 10
Coding region: 174-1304 (376 amino acids)
Biological process (GO): protein deubiquitination
Cellular component (GO): nucleus; cytosol
Molecular function (GO): cysteine-type endopeptidase activity; cysteine-type deubiquitinase activity
Source: RefSeq, a predicted model, not a curated record